Molecule: messenger RNA, 1455 nt
Organism: Merops nubicus (carmine bee-eater)
Lineage: Eukaryota; Metazoa; Chordata; Aves; Coraciiformes; Meropidae
Gene: PFKL
Product: phosphofructokinase, liver
Exons: 14
Biological process (GO): canonical glycolysis; fructose 6-phosphate metabolic process; fructose 1,6-bisphosphate metabolic process
Cellular component (GO): membrane; 6-phosphofructokinase complex
Molecular function (GO): ATP binding; AMP binding; fructose-6-phosphate binding
Source: RefSeq, a predicted model, not a curated record
AGAGGGUCACGGCUCAACAUCAUCAUCAUCGCCGAGGGGGCCAUCGACCGCAGCGGCAAGCCCAUCUCCUCCAACUAUGUGAAGGAUCUGGUGGUGCAACGCUUGGGCUUCGACACACGGGUCACCGUCCUGGGGCACGUGCAGCGCGGGGGGACUCCGUCAGCCUUUGACAGGACAAAGGAUGUGCAGAAGGCCAUGGAUGAGAAGAGGUUUGAGGAGGCCAUCCAGCUCCGUGGGAGGAGCUUUGAGAACAACUGGAACAUCUACAAGCUGCUGGCUCACCAGAAGCCAGCGCAGGAAAAGAGCCCCUUCAGCUUGGCCAUCCUGAACGUGGGUGCCCCUGCUGCGGGCAUGAACGCUGCUGUCAGGUCAGCCGUGAGGAUUGGCAUCUGCCAGGGACACACCGUCUACGUGGUGAGCGACGGCUUCGAGGGCUUGUCCAAGGGGCAGAUCCGAGAGGUGGGCUGGCACGACGUGGCGGGCUGGCUGGGACGUGGCGGGUCCAUCCUUCCCCGCUGCAGGACGCUCCCCAAGACCUGCAUGGAGAAGAUCGUGGAGAACGUGCGGAAGUUCAACAUCCAGGGGCUGCUGGUCAUCGGGGGGUUUGAGGCGUACGAGGGGGUGCUGCAGCUGGUGGAGGCCCGUGGGCAGUACGAGGAGCUCUGCAUCAUCAUGUGUGUCAUCCCCGCCACCAUCAGCAACAACGUGCCCGGCACCGACUUCAGCCUGGGCUCAGACACGGCCGUCAACGCAGCCAUGGAGAGCUGUGACCGCAUCAAGCAGUCGGCCUCGGGCACCAAGCGCCGUGUCUUCAUCGUGGAGACAAUGGGGGGCUACUGUGGCUACCUGUCAACUGUCACGGGCAUCGCCGUGGGGGCCGACGCCGCCUACGUCUACGAGGAUCCCUUCACCAUUCACGACCUGAAGGCCAACGUGGAGCACUUGACGGACAAAAUGAAGACAGAUAUCCAGAGAGGGCUGGUGCUGCGCAAUGAGAAGUGCCACGAGCACUACACCACCGAGUUCCUCUACAACCUCUACUCCUCUGAGGGCAAAGGCAUCUUUGACUGCAGGAUCAACGUCCUGGGCCACCUGCAGCAGGGAGGAGCCCCAACCCCCUUUGACCGCAACUACGGGACCAAGCUGGGGGUGAAGGCCGUGCUGUGGAUGUCAGAGAAGCUGCAGGAGGCCUACCGCAAGGGGCGUGUGUUUGCCAACUCGGGCGACUCGGCCUGCGUGAUCGGGCUGAGGAAGAAGGUGGUGGCCUUCAGCCCUGUGACAGAGCUUAAGAAAGUCACCGAUUUCGAGCACAGGCUGCCCCAGGAGCAGUGGUGGCUGAACCUGAGGCUGAUGCUGAAGAUGCUUGCCAACUACCAGAUCAGCCUGACGGAGUACAUCUCGGGCAAGAUGGAGCACGUCACUCGCCGCACACUCAGCAUCGAGAAGGGCUUCUAG